Nymphalis io (European peacock) is the source of this 4155-nucleotide messenger RNA. RefSeq names its product DNA topoisomerase 2-binding protein 1-B (gene mus101). The record is from RefSeq and is a predicted model, not a curated record. The transcript is spliced from 26 exons. Gene Ontology annotation, biological process: DNA replication initiation; mitotic G2 DNA damage checkpoint signaling; mitotic DNA replication checkpoint signaling. The coding region runs from base 156 to 4073 and encodes 1305 amino acids. NCBI's taxonomy places the organism in Eukaryota, Metazoa, Arthropoda, Insecta, Lepidoptera, Nymphalidae.
CAAACCGCGCGUAUUAAGGAAUUAUGACUUUAGUCGUGAAGAAAUAUUGCGUUCUUGUACGUAAUUUAUUGUAAUAACUUUUACAUAAUUAAUAAUGUAUGUACUUAGCUGUUAAAUAUUUUUAAAAUAAUUAACACACAGCUUGAGUGUGGAAGAUGAACGAGGACAUAAAUGUUACGUUUAUCAUACCGGAAGAAUGUCGUAGUGAAAAUGAUUGUUCUGAAGAAAUGCAACUGGCUUUUACCGCCUGUGAACAACAUAGCGGCGGAGGAAUAAAAGCAAAAUGGGUACAACAGGCUUUAUGGCGGAAAUUUGACAAUCUGACGAAAAGAGAUGUUUUCGUACUAUCGAAGUUUGAAGGAGAAUUCUUCGAAAAAUUAAAGAGUACCAAGUGUUUACUGGUUGGUCCACGUUGUCUAUCAUGCUGCCUGAUGGAAGGCAGCCCUAUCCCUUCAGGCCCCGAACCUGUAUUCACGAUAGCUAUGAGGGGACUUGUCGUAACAGCGAGUGGACUGUCAAAAGAACAAAAGGAAAGAAUUAAACAAAAAGUUCAAUGGAUGGGUGGUUUGUACAGCACUGUGUUGACAGAAGAUACUACACAUCUCGUCUCUGACACUGUCCUAUCAGAUAAAUAUAUAAAAUCAGUUGAAAGAGAUAUACCAGUUAUGUGUGAGACAUGGGUGGAUGCCGUCUGGGAAGCGUCGUUGCGUCUUAAUGUCAAUGGAACAUCAUCUGAGUUCCAUCAGUAUAAACUUCCAGCAUUUGCUAACUUAGAGAUUACAACAUCAGGUAUAGCCAAGAAGGAGAAGCAGCAAAUAAUGAAGCUUGUGAAUGAGAAUGGUGGAGUGUUUUCGGGAGCGUUUCAGAGCGAGACAACAGAUGUUGUAGUACUUACCAAGGACGGCAUCGGCAGCGAGAAGUACAAGGCGGCGGUGGAGUACGGCAAGGCGUGCGUGGUGCCGGAGUGGGUGCGGGCGAGCGCGGCGCGCGGCGCGUGCGCGGCGCUGGCGCGCUACCGCGUGGUCGGCGCCGCCACGUCCAGCCCGCUCGCCGCGCGCGCGCCAGACAUAAGUUUGAAUUUUUCUCGUAUAACAAAUGCAAAGCCACCAAACAACUUUGUGGACGAGAGUCGAGCGGUCGACAUGUCUACAAUAUCCGGACGAAUGAAGCUAUCUCAAGAGGGUAGAAAAUCGCACGAUACAUCAUUCGACAGGGAAAUAGUAGCAGAGUUCGAGAAUUUUGACAUGAGUUGUAUUAAGAAGGCCGGACCUAUUUUCGAUGGAUUUUGUAUCUGGGUGUCGGGGCUGGAGGGCGCGAGCCGCGAGCGCGCGGCGGCGGCCGUGGCGCGCUGCGGCGGCGUGCGCUACGACGCGCCGCACCCGCGCGUCACGCACGCGCUCUGCACGCGCGCCGCCGCGCCCGCCGCGCGCGCCGCGCUGCCCGCCGUGCCCGUGCUGUCCGCGCUGUGGCUGCUGCGCUCCGUGCGCGCCGCGCGCGCGCUCGACGAGACCGAGUACCUCAUCGAAUCUAACUCGAUGACGCCAGUGAAGUCGAGCGCCCGGAAGCCUCACAUCGAGGCCGCGUCCCCUAUGAGCAAGCGUAACUUGCAAUUGCUCCGGCGGGGCCCGCUGGAGCUCCCUCCGCCGAUGCCGGAGCGUCCUCAGCCCGCGGAGCCUCAGGAUGAACUUGUCAACCAUUAUUUGAGCCAAAUAGUACCUGAACCACAGGAAAAGACACCAGAGCCAGUUCCCGAACCAGUUCCACAACAAGAGCCAGAUGUUACCGAGGAUAUGGUCGAUGAGCCUACUGAAGAAAUUGAACAGAUAUUUAGAGGUAUGAAGAUCGAGGUGCACGGGCUGGACGAGGAGGCGGUGGCGGAGGUGGGCGCGGAGGUGUCGGCGGCGGGCGGCGCGCUGGUGGCGGCGGGCGCGGGCGCGGCGCUGGCGCUCGUGCCGCUCGACUGGGACGUGCCCUGCGCGCUCGACCUCGUCACCGUCUUCUGGAUCAAAGACUGUCUCUCCCAACAAGAGUUGCUACCCAUACAAUACUACCAUCGGCCCGUGAAGCUGCCGCAGUGGGAGGGGGCGGGGCCCUUAGAGGGCGUCGUGGCCAGUCUAAGCACAUACAGUGGGGUCGAAAGAGCGUUUUUGGACGAAUUGGCAAAAUUGCUAGGCGCUACUACCCAGCUUCGCUUCUGCCGCCGUAACACCGCGAAUGCCCUGGCGUCCACGCAUUUGAUCUGUCCGUCGGCGUCGGGCGAUAAAUACCAGGGGGCGGUGAAGUGGUCGCUGCCGGCCGUCACCGCCGACUGGCUGCUGCAGUGCGCGUGCGAGGGACGCCGAGUUAGCGAGCGGGACUAUUUGGUGGGCGACACUAAAGCGCCACCAUCACCCGAACCGCCUCAAAAGCAGAUUGCCCAACCCGAAGAACCCGAGCUGGCACCGCCCCCUGGCGCGCAGACCGACAAAGAGAACGCCAUGCUCCCGCCGGCCGCCAGCGCGCCGCGACGCGGCUCCGCGGCGAGUCGAGAACAGACCCCGAAGGGUAAAGCUGGUAGUGAUGGCGAUACUGACAUGUCGCCAGCUUCUCGCUACAUAGCAAUGGCUCGGCAAGGUCUCUUGGGUUGCGAUUCGCAGGAAACUCCCAAGCGACUGCAGGAACUCAAAGGGGAUGAUAACCAAGGUGAAGUCCGAACUCCCCCCCUAGACGACGCACUAUCGACCCCCAAUCUAAUGGGUCUGAGUCCCACAACCCGAAGGAGACUGCAAGCUGUGAGACGAGGCGAGAUGCCCUCUGAUCCCAUACGGACACCGGUCGAUCCUUUCGACAAAAAUCCAGACACGCCUGAUAGUGCGUUUGGAGCGGCUCUGCGUCCCGGGUCAGGGCGUCUCUCCCCCGAGGCGAGGAAACGGCUCUGGAAGGUCGUCCACGAUUUACCAUCAAAGCAACAACAACCCACGAGAGACAAGCAAACCCCGCUGUCGGAGAUCCGCAACCGUUUCCUGUUGCAGUUCGCGUCGAGUGCGACCACACCUCCGGCAGACCUGCCCGCCGUGCCGAGGAAGCUACAGUUACACGACCAAGUCGAUACUCCACCUUCGAAGAUAGCGAAGCUAUCCAUAGAUCAAAGCGCCGGCGGUCUCAACGCGAGUGAAGCGACCGAAAACGCCAUGGCCGCGUCCAGCGCUUCCAUCGCUGCGGGCGCGCUGGUCGCCGGCGUGGACGUGCAGUUGCAGCGGCUUAACGCAGCGCUCACUGGCAGGCUCAGCUCACAGCGAAAGAGGACACGUGACUCCAUUGCAUCGAAUCCAGAACCGGCCAACGUAGAAGUGGAAGCGGGACCGGAGUCGCAACCGAACACAGUGGGCUGGGACGACUCCACUCCGCCCGCCCCUCAACAGCAGGACAACGCUCCCCCGAUCAAGAAAUUCAUGCUGUCUUCCAAUGUCGACAAUCGUGAAGAAAUCAUCGAAAUGAUUCUAUACUUAGGCGGCGAAGUGUGCGACGGUGCCGAGCUGGACUUGGAAGCGACACAUUUACUCUGCUCGGCGCCCGGCAGGAGCGAGAAGAUGCUGGGGUCGGUGGCGGCCGGGAAGUGGGUGCUGCAUCCCGCAUACGUCGCGAGGAGCCGACAGGCGGGGAGGUUCCUGGAAGAGGACGAGUUCGAGUGGGGCAACCCCCGCGCGGGCGCGCUGCCGGCGCUGUCGGGCGCGGAGCGGGCGCUGGCGCGCGCGGCGCACCGCUGGCGCCAGCAGCGCGCCCGCCGCGCCGCCGCGCCCUUCGCCGCCACGCGCGCGCUGCUGCACGUGCCCGCGCCGCGCCGCCGCCUGCUGGCGCGCCUGCUGCUGGCCGGCGGCGGGGAGACCGUCGACGACGAGCCUCCCUACACUAACGACAACAUAACAGUUUGCUUCGCUGACAUAAAGCGAUACCCGCUGUCCGAUAGAGACGCAGCCUGGCUCAUAUCGAAGCGCAUACCAGUAUGUCCCCCAGUCCUCCUAAGCUCCUAUCUGACUGAGGACGUGCCGCCAAACCCGAUUGAACAUUGUAUACCGGAAUAUAGACCUAAAUAAUAUAAUUAUAGCUAAUUUUAGUGUUGACAAUAAUGUGUAUAAUAAAAUAUCUAUUAUUACGUGUCUUCUUUAUUUUUAUGGU